AUGGAGGCCUUUCCGAGGGUUUCCGCCGGUAUGGUUCGUCUCGGUGGGUGUGUCAGGACGGCCGGAAACCGCAUUACGGGCGCUACGGUCGCCAGCCGACAGGAGGGAGACAUGGAGGCCUUUCCGAGGGUUUCCGCCGGUAUGGUUCGUCUCGGUGGGUGUGUCAGGACGGCCGGAAACCGCGGUACGGGCGCUACGAUCGCCAGCCGACAGGAGGGAGACAUGGAGGCCUUUCCGAGGGUUUCCGCCGGUAUGGCUCGUCUCGGUGGGUGUGUCAGGACGGCCGGAAACAGCCGUACGGGCGCUACGAUCGCCAGCCGACAGGAGGGAGACAUGGAGGCCUUUCCGAGGGUUUCCGCCGGUAUGGCUCGUCUCGGUGGGUGUGUCAGGACGGCCGGAAACCGCGGUACGGGCGCUACGAUCGCCAGCCGACAGGAGGGAGACAUGGAGGCCUUUCCGAGGGUUUCCGCCGGUAUGGUUCGUCUCGGUGGGUGUGUCAGGACGGCCGGAAACCGCGGUACGGGCGCUACGAUCGCCAGCCGACAGGAGGGAGACAUGGAGGCCUUUCCGAGGGUUUCCGCCGGUAUGGCUCGUCUCGGUGGGUGUGUCAGGACGGCCGGAAACCGCGGUACGGGCGCUACGAUCGCCAGCCGACAGGAGGGAGACAUGGAGGCCUUUCCGAGGGUUUCCGCCGGUAUGGUUCGUCUCGGUGGGUGUGUCAGGACGGCCGGAAACCGCGGUACGGGCGCUACGAUCGCCAGCCGACAGGAGGGAGACAUGGAGGCCUUUCCGAGGGUUUCCGCCGGUAUGGCUCGUCUCGGUGGGUGUGUCAGGACGGCCGGAAACAGCCGUACGGGCGCUACGAUCGCCAGCCGACAGGAGGGAGACAUGGAGGCCUUUCCGAGGGUUUCCGCCGGUAUGGUUCGUCUCGGUGGGUGUGUCAGGACGGCCGGAAACAGCCGUACGGGCGCUACGAUCGCCAGCCGACAGGAGGGAGACAUGGAGGCCUUUCCGAGGGUUUCCGCCGGUAUGGCUCGUCUCGGUGGGUGUGUCAGGACGGCCGGAAACCGCGGUACGGGCGCUACGAUCGCCAGCCGACAGGAGGGAGACAUGGAGGCCUUUCCGAGGGUUUCCGCCGGUAUGGCUCGUCUCGGUGGGUGUGUCAGGACGGCCGGAAACAGCCGUACGGGCGCUACGAUCGCCAGCCGACAGGAGGGAGACAUGGAGGCCUUUCCGAGGGUUUCCGCCGGUAUGGCUCGUCUCGGUGGGUGUGUCAGGACGGCCGGAAACAGCCGUACGGGCGCUACGAUCGCCAGCCGACAGGAGGGAGACAUGGAGGCCUUUCCGAGGGUUUCCGCCGGUAUGGCUCGUCUCGGUGGGUGUGUCAGGACGGCCGGAAACCGCGGUACGGGCGCUACGAUCGCCAGCCGACAGGAGGGAGACAUGGAGGCCUUUCCGAGGGUUUCCGCCGGUAUGGCUCGUCUCGGUGGGUGUGUCAGGACGGCCGGAAACAGCCGUACGGGCGCUACGAUCGCCAGCCGACAGGAGGGAGACAUGGAGGCCUUUCCGAGGGUUUCCGCCGGUAUGGCUCGUCUCGGUGGGUGUGUCAGGACGGCCGGAAACCGCGGUACGGGCGCUACGAUCGCCAGUCGACAGGAGGGAGACAUGGAGGCCUUUCGGAGGGUUUCCGCCGGUAUGGCUCGUCUCGGUGGGUGUGUCAGGACGGCCGGAAACCGCGGUACGGGCGCUACGAUCGCCAGCCGACAGGAGGGAGACAUGGAGAUCUUUCCGAGGGUUUCCGCCGGUAUGGCUCGUCUCGGUGGGUGUGUCAGGACGGCCGGAAACCGCGGUACGGGCGCUACGAUCGCCAGCCGACAGGAGGGAGACAUGGAGGCCUUUCCGAGGGUUUCCGCCGGUAUGGCUCGUCUCGGUGGGUGUGUCAGGACGGCCGGAAACAGCCGUACGGGCGCUACGAUCGCCAGCCGACAGGAGGGAGACAUGGAGGCCUUUCCGAGGGUUUCCGCCGGUAUGGUUCGUCUCGGUGGGUGUGUCAGGACGGCCGGAAACCGCGGUACGGGCGCUACGAUCGCCAGCCGACAGGAGGGAGACAUGGAGAUCUUUCCGAGGGUUUCCGCCGGUAUGGCUCGUCUCGGUGGGUGUGUCAGGACGGCCGGAAACCGCGGUACGGGCGCUACGAUCGCCAGCCGACAGGAGGGAGACAUGGAGGCCUUUCCGAGGGUUUCCGCCGGUAUGGCUCGUCUCGGUGGGUGUGUCAGGACGGCCGGAAACAGCCGUACGGGCGCUACGAUCGCCAGCCGACAGGAGGGAGACAUGGAGGCCUUUCCGAGGGUUUCCGCCGGUAUGGCUCGUCUCGGUGGGUGUGUCAGGACGGCCGGAAACAGCCGUACGGGCGCUACGAUCGCCAGCCGACAGGAGGGAGACAUGGAGGCCUUUCCGAGGGUUUCCGCCGGUAUGGUUCGUCUCGGUGGGUGUGUCAGGACGGCCGGAAACCGCGGUACGGGCGCUACGAUCGCCAGCCGACAGGAGGGAGACAUGGAGGCCUUUCCGAGGGUUUCCGCCGGUAUGGCUCGUCUCGGUGGGUGUGUCAGGACGGCCGGAAACAGCCGUACGGGCGCUACGAUCGCCAGCCGACAGGAGGGAGACAUGGAGGCCUUUCCGAGGGUUUCCGCCGGUAUGGCUCGUCUCGGUGGGUGUGUCAGGACGGCCGGAAACAGCCGUACGGGCGCUACGAUCGCCAGCCGACAGGAGGGAGACAUGGAGGCCUUUCCGAGGGUUUCCGCCGGUAUGGCUCGUCUCGGUGGGUGUGUCAGGACGGCCGGAAACAGCCGUACGGGCGCUACGAUCGCCAGCCGACAGGAGGGAGACAUGGAGGCCUUUCCGAGGGUUUCCGCCGGUAUGGCUCGUCUCGGUGGGUGUGUCAGGACGGCCGGAAACAGCGGUACGGGCGCUACGAUCGCCAGCCGACAGGAGGGAGACAUGGAGGCCUUUCCGAGGGUUUCCGCCGGUAUGGCUCGUCUCGGUGGGUGUGUCAGGACGGCCGGAAACAGCCGUACGGGCGCUACGAUCGCCAGCCGACAGGAGGGAGACAUGGAGGCCUUUCCGAGGGUUUCCGCCGGUAUGGCUCGUCUCGGUGGGUGUGUCAGGACGGCCGGAAACAGCCGUACGGGCGCUACGAUCGCCAGCCGACAGGAGGGAGACAUGGAGGCCUUUCCGAGGGUUUCCGCCGGUAUGGCUCGUCUCGGUGGGUGUGUCAGGACGGCCGGAAACCGCAUUACGGGCGCUACGGUCGCCAGCCGACAGGAGGGAGACAUGGAGGCCUUUCCGAGGGUUUCCGCCGGUAUGGCUCGUCUCGGUGGGUGUGUCAGGACGGCCGGAAACCGCGGUACGGGCGCUACGAUCGCCAGCCGACAUGAGGGAGACAUGGAGGCCUUUCCGAGGGUUUCCGCCGGUAUGGCUCGUCUCGGUGGGUGUGUCAGGACGGCCGGAAACCGCGGUACGGGCGCUACGAUCGCCAGCCGACAGGAGGGAGACAUGGAGGCCUUUCCGAGGGUUUCCGCCGGUAUGGCUCGUCUCGGUGGGUGUGUCAGGACGGCCGGAAACCGCGGUACGGGCGCUACGAUCGCCAGCCGACAGGAGGGAGACAUGGAGGCCUUUCCGAGGGUUUCCGCCGGUAUGGCUCGUCUCGGUGGGUGUGUCAGGACGGCCGGAAACCGCGGUACGGGCGCUACGAUCGCCAGCCGACAGGAGGGAGACAUGGAGGCCUUUCCGAGGGUUUCCGCCGGUAUGGUUCGUCUCGGUGGGUGUGUCAGGACGGCCGGAAACCGCGGUACGGGCGCUACGAUCGCCAGCCGACAGGAGGGAGACAUGGAGGCCUUUCCGAGGGUUUCCGCCGGUAUGGCUCGUCUCGGUGGGUGUGUCAGGACGGCCGGAAACAGCCGUACGGGCGCUACGAUCGCCAGCCGACAGGAGGGAGACAUGGAGGCCUUUCCGAGGGUUUCCGCCGGUAUGGCUCGUCUCGGUGGGUGUGUCAGGACGGCCGGAAACAGCCGUACGGGCGCUACGAUCGCCAGCCGACAGGAGGGAGACAUGGAGGCCUUUCCGAGGGUUUCCGCCGGUAUGGUUCGUCUCGGUGGGUGUGUCAGGACGGCCGGAAACCGCGGUACGGGCGCUACGAUCGCCAGCCGACAGGAGGGAGACAUGGAGGCCUUUCCGAGGGUUUCCGCCGGUAUGGCUCGUCUCGGUGGGUGUGUCAGGACGGCCGGAAACCGCGGUACGGGCGCUACGAUCGCCAGCCGACAGGAGGGAGACAUGGAGGCCUUUCCGAGGGUUUCCGCCGGUAUGGCUCGUCUCGGUGGGUGUGUCAGGACGGCCGGAAACCGCGGUACGGGCGCUACGAUCGCCAGCCGACAGGAGGGAGACAUGGAGGCCUUUCCGAGGGUUUCCGCCGGUAUGGUUCGUCUCGGUGGGUGUGUCAGGACGGCCGGAAACAGCCGUACGGGCGCUACGAUCGCCAGCCGACAGGAGGGAGACAUGGAGGCCUUUCCGAGGGUUUCCGCCGGUAUGGCUCGUCUCGGUGGGUGUGUCAGGACGGCCGGAAACAGCCGUACGGGCGCUACGAUCGCCAGCCGACAGGAGGGAGACAUGGAGGCCUUUCCGAGGGUUUCCGCCGGUAUGGGCCGGAAACAGCUGUACGGGCGCUACGAUCGCCAGCCGACAGGAGGGAGACAUGGAGGCCUUUCCGAGGGUUUCCGCCGGUAUGGUUCGUCUCGGGCCGGAAACCGCGGUACGGGCGCUACGAUCGCCAGCCGACAGGAGGGAGACAUGGAGGCCUUUCCGAGGGUUUCCGCCGGUAUGGCUCGUCUCGGUGGGUGUGUCAGGACGGCCGGAAACAGCCGUACGGGCGCUACGAUCGCCAGCCGACAGGAGGGAGACAUGGAGGCCUUUCCGAGGGUUUCCGCCGGUAUGGCUCGUCUCGGUGGGUGUGUCAGGACGGCCGGAAACAGCCGUACGGGCGCUACGAUCGCCAGCCGACAGGAGGGAGACAUGGAGGCCUUUCCGAGGGUUUCCGCCGGUAUGGUUCGUCUCGGUGGGUGUGUCAGGACGUAA
Phytophthora sojae is the source of this 5127-nucleotide messenger RNA. RefSeq lists its product as hypothetical. Lineage: Eukaryota; Oomycota; Peronosporomycetes; Peronosporales; Peronosporaceae. The record is from RefSeq and is a predicted model, not a curated record. The coding region runs from base 1 to 5127 and encodes 1708 amino acids. The transcript has 47 exons.